AUGGCGGCUGCGUCUUCCUCCGUGGCCAAGGGCGCUUCCGGUGCUGUGAGGUCGUGGCGGACGGCAUUCCUGACGCUGAGAGACGAGGCUCUCGCGGCCCCUUCGCCCGCCGCGGUGUCCGAUCUCCUCCAUGCUGUGGUUCUCUCCCUGCCGCCGGGCGUGCUGGGGGCGGCUGCGAUCGAACUUCCCGUUCAUGAGGUGUGGGCUCUCAUCGUCUUGUUGAAUACGUAGUUGCUAGUGGUGGCUUGGUUCUCGUAUUUUCUGUUUAAUUGGGGGCGACGGGUGGUGAAACAGGUCGUCUCGGAUGUGGUGUUCCUGGCAGAACUGGGCUCUGCUGUGGCAGAAUGUGAAGGUGUAGCGGAAACUCUGCUUCAAGUCUGCCGGCUGGUACUUUUGUUGCUUUCCCUAUGCUUUCGCUCAUACACUGAUUUUUUUUUUCUCGUUCAAAUGACAACAAAUUUUUUUAUUUAGUAUCGUGAAAUGGCAUCAAAAGCAUCGCGGCAUGGGCUGUUUAAAAUAAAUUCGUUAAAUGUCCUUGAUUUUUUGUUCAAAUUGGUUGACAUGUCUAGUGGACAUGCCAUCAGCAGCAUCACAGAGUGGGCUGUUUAACUUAAAUGAGUGAAAUGUCGGUGAUGUUUAUUGAAAUUGGUUGUCGUGGCUCGUGGGUUGGUCUUUUUUCAUGCAGCUGACCAAAAUAUUUAUCUGCUCAAUUGGAUAAGUGAAUAUGUGGGGACGGGGUUAGUGGAAGACUUUGAAAUUAAGGCUUGGGCCAUGCCAUGUAGUUUAACCGAUUUAUAUUUUCAUAGGCAUCCAGAAUUAAUGUGAUUUAUUUUCUUCGUGUGCCAAGUUGAAGAUUUUCAAAGAAAAUUGAUCCAUUAUUGAAAUGUACAGUUUGCUUUUCAUGUAAUGUGAAUCAUUAUCUUGAAUAUUAUUACACUGCUUUCUUUUUUGCCCUAGCAGAUCCACAAUGUCAGCUGCAAGGUUCGCCUUGAAGUACAUUCAUCCUCGUGGAUCAUUAUGUUGGAUUUUUUCGAAAAAAUACUUGAAUACUUCCGUGGAAAGACAAGUAAAAGGAUAGAACUUUCGAUUAGCUCGGUUGGAACAAAAUGUGUGAUAGAGAUUGUGGAGAUUCUCAGGUUUGAACAUUCUUUCUAUCUUUCUCAAACCCUUUUCUAGUGUUUGAAUGCUAUUGUUGGCAAUACUUCAAGAAUUUUAUCUUAAUAUCAUAAUUUCAUGAGUCUUUCAGGUGCAUCAUCAAAGGAUAUGGACUGAAUUAUUCGUCACUAGAUAGUAUGGCGUUAAUCAGUCUCCUUCUUCAUAUUGUUUCAUCCUCAUUUGCUGGACUGCUCUCUCAAUCGUUUCAAAACUCUUUUGAGAAUACUAAGAGUGGAAGAAAAGAUACUAAUUAUAGCAAUUUGUGGGAGUUGCAUACUCUUGCAUUUUCUAUGAUAGGAGAUGCACUCUCAAGAAAUGGUUCCUCUAUUUCUAUUGAUACGUGGCAGUUUGCACUUGAGGUUAGUGUGCUUCUACCUAUGUAUGUAUAAUGUCAUACACAUGCACGCACACUUCAUUAACUCCUUUCCCUUUUGGUCCAAAAAGGUUUUGAGAGAAUUUAUGGACGUUUUUGCAUCGAAGAAGUCACUUUUGGAGGGCUAUGAAAUGUCCAGGUAUUACCUUCCACCAAUCAUUUGGAUACUGAACAAGGGGAAAAAAAAGUUAAAUAAGGGCAAACAAAACUUUGAUCUUCGUUUUGUGCAGGUUUUAUGUUGCUCUUCUAGAUUGUUUGCAUUUGGUCCUUUCAAGGCCUGGGGUUUCUCUCUCUGAACAUGUAGUCCCUUAACUUAUCCAUUUGAACUAAUUCAAACUUACAAAUUUGGCAACCAUAUAUUUCUAACGAUUUUUUUUUGGUCAAUUCAUAAGGUUACAGGUCUUGUGGUGGGCUUAAAAAUGUUUCUCAUGUACGGACUCAAUCGUAAAUCUACUUUGUUUCCUGGAAAUACUAGUUCCAGGGAGAAAAGUUUUAGUGUUCCAAGACAGAAAUCUGGGUCUGCGGAAAUUAGAAAUACUGAGAAUUGCCGAUAUGUACCCCCACAUCUACGCAAAAGUGGGGGGCUGGUUUCUCAUCCAUCAGAUACUCCAGCUUCGGAGUAUGAAUUUUCCAAGUAUGAUGUCACUUCAUCUGAUUCAGAUCUCAGUGAUAGUGACAAACCUACAAAGGGUGGUGACAUAUUUCGAAGCUCUAAAACUAGAAUUGCUGCUCUGGUUUGCAUACAGGUCAGAUUUGUAGAUACAGUUCAUGUUUUUAUUUUAACUAACCUUAGUUGAAGAAAUAGCUGAACUCUUAAACUUGAACUGAAGUGUACCUGUCUUUCAUAUGGCACAUUGCGCUAAAUACAGAUCGAUUCAUGAAUUAUAGACGGUGUUUAUUAAAUAUUUCUUUAUGCAGUUCAUGUUAAGAAACUUCGCACUUUGACAUCCUGCUUCCUAAAUCCUUGCUUAAUAUGUAUGAAUUAUGGGUGUUUGUACGAUCAAGGAAAUGUCUGCGCCCUUGUUACUUAGGCAACAAUACAAGGUCCCUCGAUAAUUGGGUUGAUCUGGCUUAAAACUUCUUAAUGAAAAUGGAUACUUAAAGUUGUUUAGUGUUAUACUACUCUUUUUUUCUUCUUCUAUACGUCGUUUAUCUACUUGUUACUACUAUCCUCUCCUCUCCUCUUUCUUAUUUUUCCUCCAUCAGCGGUGGAUAAUGAAAGACUUAAUGCAUGUAGCUUCUGUUGCACGAGGACAGGCAAUAAAAGGAGGGCACAACCUGUAACCACCCAAUCCAAUGGAGAUCUGCCAAAAUGUUUCUGAUUCUUUUUCAUAUUUUUUUAACCUUCAGUGAAGGAGGACUGAUUGGGUUUCCUUCUAUGGAACUGGAUCAGGAAGCCACAAUUAUGUUUCAAUCUUGGCUAUUAGAAUUGACAUCUCUCGAUCCUAUAAGGCAUAUGCUGAGUGAAACGUGGAGAGAUGAUGAAUCACAUGUACUCAUAGCAUUUGUACCUGGUCUUGGUUAUCAUAUCGAAAUGAACUUUCAUUUUUUCUUUUCGGAUGGGGUGUGGUGAGAUGGGGGGAUUAAGUAAAACUCAUCACUCGGCUGAAUGUCAAAGAUCUGGCGUGGAUCAUCAAUAGUUUUACCAACAUGACAAGCCUGAAUUGCAAAGAUUUAAAUUAUGCUUAGCAUGACAAUUCUCUUCUCUAAGUUUGAAGCUUUUAAUGCCUCGUAAUUUGGUGCUUACCUGAUGUUGCUCCUUACUGUAACCCUAUUGUAACUCCUAUCUCAUCUGUGUAACAAUUUUUACAUGAGCAUGUGAUUACUGAAAGGAUCCAAUAACAAUACUUUAGGAUAUUUUAUUUUUUACAUUCUGCAUUGACCUGCUGAUGAGUUAAUGGUUUAUUCAUUUUGAAGGAUCUCUGUAGAGCAGAUCCUAAAUCACUCACCUCUAUUUGGGCAAUGCUGUUGCCCAUCAAUGAUGUGCUACAAACAGGGUAAAAUCUUCGCCCUUAUUUUACAUGUCAUACUCGUGUACAUAUGCUAUCCUUUUUUGGUUAUGAUUCAUUUUCUUCAUUUGAUUCUGUUGUGCAGGAAAUACCAAGACACUUUAAUGGCUUGUUUACUUUUUGAUCCAGUAUUAAAGGUAUUUAAUAUGUAUUCAAUGUGUUUUCUCCCUAAUGGUCUCUCGUGAGCUCUGUUCGGUUUCACUGGUAAAGAUUUUGCUUUAAAUUUUUUGGUUCGGUUGCUGAUUUUUUUAUUGUCGAAAUAACAUAUUUUCUUAUUAAUGCGUUUCAUCUUAUUACUCGCUGACAUUGCAUCUUGUGCUAAGUUUUCUCAGUUUGAUGAUAAUCGAAGUGCUCAACAUUUUUAAGUUUGUGCGUUUAUUUCUGUUUCAUUCUUAAUAGCUUUAAUUGUGCUUCUUCUCAUUAGUUAACUGAAAUUUUCUGCUUUUUGUUUGCAGACACGGAUCACAUCUGCAUCAGCUUUAUCCACUAUAUUAGAGUUUAAUUCUUCAGUCUUUCUACAAGUAGCAGAAUACAAGGAAUCUUCAAAGUGUGGAUCAUUUACAACUCUCUCUUGUUCGCUUGGGCAAAUUUUGAUGCAGAUUCAUAGAGGUACCUCAAAGUAUACACUUUCUAUAAUUACGGUACUUUUUCGAAUUGCAAUUUAAAAGUUUGUGGGAGGGAAUUGCUAAUCAUUUUAGCUUAUGUUGCUUUAAUCUAUCGGAAUUAAUUGAACUUUUUAUUGUGUCAACUUACAUAUGCUUUUCCUAUGAGAUUUAUGUUGCUUUAAUUCGGGCAAGCUCUGUUUUGUUAAAGUUUUGUAUACUGAUUAACUUAUUUGCACCUUUGUCCAUGCAUAAACGUAUUGCUCUUUCGAAUACUCUAAUGUACUCGCAUACUUAAUGUGAUCCAUACCAAGCUUGCGAAGGGAUAUGUUCAUACUACAUUGAUUUAGACUCUCAAGAGCUGAUGGUAUCAUUUUGGCCCAUGUUCUACGUCCUGUGUCAGAUCUGAUGGACUUGUCAAUGGAGAAUAAAACGAAGUGUUUGGCUAUGUUCUGUUGUCUGUAAACAUUUUUUUUCUACAGUUUCUCCCAGUUUGUGAUAGCAAGCCCUUGUUUUUAUCUAGUACAGCCAGUCCUGUAUCACAUGGCUUGCCAGAUAAUAUAUUGUUCAUAUUCGUCCUUGUACUUCAUCACUGAAUUCCCAUCUGUCUUGCUCAUUAUGGCCCUACUCUCCUUAACUUUACCCUGGACUCAGUAGGGUGGGUGAUGGACUUGGUCGGUGGAGAAUGCAUAAUAUGUGGGACAGGCUGAUUUCACUUGGUGAGGAUAGGCUAGCCUUGAGGGGUGGAGACGGAAUAUCUGAGAUUGGAAAUAUUGGACUGCGCACAAGUGAUUGAAAGAAGGGAGAUCAAUAAUACUGCGAGGAAAUUGAAUAGCGGAGGAAGAGGAAGUAUAAUAUCGGAGCUUUUAAGGUAUUAAUGGGAAAUACGAGGGCCAUAUACUCGUGACCAUGAAAUGUUUAUGGUUGAACUUUUACUUAAGGUCAAAUUUGGUAGCCUGAUUUUGUUUAUUCAUCGGGAGGAUGGAUCAUGAGAUGCAGCCAAUCAUAUAUUGAAAUUGAAGCAGGGGUAUAAAUUUGUUAAAAUGGUAAACUGUAGCAUAGGAUGACGAGUUUGACAACCGUGAGGGCUACUUCAUCGUGAAACCCGCAAGGAAAUGAGCGAGGGAUGAGAGAAGCCUGAGCAGUCUUCAUAAUUUCAAGCUGCAUCCUUUGAGUUAAACCAAUAUUCUCAUAAAUGUGAUGAUUGCUGUGGAAAAUAGUGCAGGAACUAAGAUCACAUGUUUCUAGUGGAAAGAUGCCCCGGAGUAUGAAGAUCAUUGCCUAAACAAUGAAAAUUGUUAGAGAAAAUAGUAAUAAGAUUGAAAAACCCUCAGCUAUUUCCCAGUGAGUUUCACCGAGCUGAGAAAAACGAGCAAUGAAAAACAUAAUAAUAGGCUCUUGUUUAGCUCAAAGUAGAUGAUCUGUAGAUACCAAAAUGCAUUUAUUUAAAAGAGCUAUACUUAUAUAUUCUCUCAAGAGAAAUCAAUGGGUAUGUUUGACGAACGUAUUUAAAGCAGAUUGUCGAUUAAAACACAGAUUUGCAGCAGAUGCCUAAGAAUAUAGUCAAGUUCUCGAUGUCACUGUGCGACAAUGGAGGAGACAAAAGUUUAUGAUGACAAAGGAUAUAUGAUUGAAGGAAUAUAAUCAAUGUGCUCAAGGUGGUUAUAAUUCGUCCACUCUAGGUCUUGUUCCAGUCUUCUGGGUUACACACAAGUUUAGCUUUACAGGUUUUUGAGAAAGGCCACCAAUAAGGAGGAUCAUGAUGAGCAUCUUUUGCUAGGUUGAUAUUUCACUUAUCAAAAAUCGAACUUAUAUGAUUGCCAAUUCUGCCUAUUUAGCUCAUUUGUGAAACCUAGUAUAUCCUAGUUCCACUGUUUCUCUUAAUGGUAGAUGUGUCUGACAGAAGGGCACAUUCCUGGGACUACCCUAUCCUUUGCAAUUGAAUCACAUGCGUCAGACGACCCAUCAGUGCUCCUGAUUGAGCAUAUCUCGAAAUUUCUGUAUCAAUUAAAUGAGGAAAUCUCUAGUUGGAUUGUAGACUAUGAGUCAUCUCACAAGUUACGGUACGUCCCCAUUGGCUGAUUUCGCUUUAGUUCUUGGCUUUAAAUUUCUUAUUAUGAAUGGCACCAAGCCUUCCAGCAGUGUAAUUAUUUCAACAGAGAGCAACAAUAACGGCGGAGUAAUGCUAGGACUAGCAUUGUAUAUUGGUGGAGAUGAAACCUUAUGAAGGCCAGAAGACUCUGAUGAUGAUAUUGCAGUUGACAAGGUACAUUGGUGACAUGGCACUUUGAACUCCCAGAUGAUGAAAUUCAACAGUUUUUUUUUCUGGUGAUCAGCAUCAUAAUCAAGUAAGGAAAAGCCAGUUGCAGUUGCUCUUUCAAUAAAAUUUUCAAUAACCUCAAGUAAGAAACCAAAUCCACCUCUACAUCACAACAAAGGGAAGAUAAUGUGGUGCUUUCUGUUAAGAGGAGAGUUGCCUUAUAUAUGUAGAUACUAGGGGGACAUACGUUUUAAGUGUAUGAGCAACCACAUCUAGGAGAAUCUGUGCGCACGCUAAUGACUUGGAUAGACGAGGCAUAUGGAGUCUAAAUAUUAAUUAGGUAUAUUGUUCCAGUUUUGAAGAUCCUGUUUGGUAAACUGGUUGGCUCAAGACCUGGGUUGAUUUGCCCAGUUUUGAGUACGAGACCAAGUAAUUACUGCUCUACUGAUGGCUUGGGUUUGCUCAUGUGGUGCAAGUGAACUUCUCCUAAAUGUGUUUGGGAAGUGGCUGAUGUUUACCAAAGCUUGCCUUGUAUCACCUUGUUUGUAUCUCCUCAAGAAGGGAGUACUCCGAGCCUGAUGCAUGGCAGAGAGAAAAACUUGUCUAUAGAGAUGGGGUUUUCUGUGAGAGAUUUGUGACUUUUUCCUUCUCUGGGUUACCAUCCCCGACUUUUGACCCUCUAGUACAUAGAUUCGCGGCGAGUUUACUACAUGGAAUCAUGGGAGUGCCGAUUACAUUUAUGUAGUGGAAAGUAGUUGUGUACCCAGUUUGCGAGACCUUAUUGUAUUGUAUUACUAUGAACUUAAUUUGUUUCACAAGUCACUACAUCCAUUAUCUUUUUGGGUCUAUGUUCUGCAGGCAUUCUUCACUUGAUUCAACAUGAAACUAACGGAGGACUACUGGCAUCUGUGUUCAAAAUUCUUGCUCUUCUUAUUUCUGCUACACCGUAUGGUUCUAACUAGAGAUGGCUAUUCCUUUUUUCUUUUAUGGUUUUACAUGUUUGUGCAUAUUGUGUCGAAAGCUUCAUUAUUUGCGCAAUAUUCAUAGGCAUUCUGCGUUUUGCAUUUCAGGGACUGCAUAAUCAUAGGCCAAUAACCUGUCUUUAUUCAUUUCAAUGAUGCGUGACCAUCAGGAUAACUAAAAAAAUUUAUAAAAAAUAAUUCGAAUGCCCAAAGAAAAUAGCGGAAUAGACUGACUUCAACUGCACUAGCUAAUAGUUUCUAAUGGGAAGGGGAAGUUGAAUUCAACAAGAAUGCCACUUGGCAGGGACUUCCGUCUGCACAACUAAAAUAAAUCUCUUGUUCAAUGAGGGAUUUCGGUUUCAUUUGCUUUCUCCUUAUCCUGUCUUAUGGACUGCUUUCUGAACAUUGUGAGGCAACAUCUUGUUCCAAGUUGCAUGUUCAUGCGUAUGGAAGGUUAUCAGGGAACCAAACAUCUUCUUUUCUGAAGAGGUCUUCUUGGUAAUAUCCAUUGAAUAAACUGACACAUUUAAAACGACUCACGAACGGGGUGAAAUAAGAGCCCUUUGCAAUCUCCUCUGGCGAAAUCAUGUCAUCCAUAUUAACUCGCAUAGUGCUACAAUCAUUAUCAAUGAUGAAUCCAGUACUGAUCUAAGACCACUCUAAAUCACUAGAUAUGAAAAUUCUUCCUUGAUGGAUUUCAACAGAUCUAAAGGCCAUCUUUGUGUUAUAAAAUAUUCUAACACCAGGUUGACAGAUAGCCCCAUCAUCCAAGAUUUUUUCCAUGUUUGAAGGUAGGCAGUGCCAUUUGUUCGCUUAGCAUAGAAAUAAUCAUAGGGAUUACCAGUAGGAUGCUUAAAUAUAUUUUUUAAACUGGUGGUUUCCUCUUUUAAUUUUUAUCGAAAUUAUCUGUCUUUUAUAAAAUCUUCCUGUUGAUUAUUCUUCGAAGCUUCUCCUUAAAAUCAUCUAAUUAUUGGCAUAGAUCGGUUUAAAAUAUUGUGGUGGUCAUAAAUCAUUGCUAGAAAAAACUAAACUUUCUAUGGACCUAUAAUACUACCGGAUGACCAAUGAAUAAUUGCAGGAUAAUAUCCUUACUGAAAUAUACGUGUCAGUUACCCUGGAUAAGUAAGCAGUAGGAAGGAUAAACUUCAGUAAAUAUGUUUUAUCAUGAUGGAUAAACUUUACUAAUAGAUACCGAGGUUCUCAUUUUUCUCAUAAAUAAACUUGGGUAAUUAUGUUUUGUAACAGAUACUCGCGAAUGCCUGGAGAGUUGUUGCCAACGGUCAUAACGUCCAUAUCAGAAAGGAUCCGAGUAGGUCCUACUCCAAAAGCAGAUCAAACAACUUUUAUGGUGAGUCUUAGUCUUUUUUGAUUUUGCAUAGUUGUACUUUGGCACAUCGAUUUUCUUAUUAGUAAUGUUGACAGGGAACAGCUUUUAGUUGCCUCGCAGCAGCAAUGUCUACAUCACCAUCACAGAAUGUCUCAAUAAUGCUCAAGAAGGAGUUGUCACAAGGUUUCCUUUAUUCUACUUCUGUAAAUAUUUUUUUUUCAGUGAAACGCUACAAUUCCUAAUGGAUAAAAAUCUGCUCACAUUUCAGUUGGUUGCUGUAGCCUCUCGUCAUUAACUUUGAUUUACAAUAUUUUCUGAAAUGUGGUCCAAUCCUCUUGACCAAAUGUUUUUGGUUUCUGUUAUAAGAUGAGUGGAUAUUAUGGAUUGACAUAGUCCAAUACGAUCGCUAGAAUUGGUUUUAUGUUUGCAUGGCCGUGAAUGAAUAUUUGGUAGUCAGUGAUUUCUAGAAAAUAGCAAAUGAAAUUUUUAAAUAAACAUACGGGCUAAAGAACAUGAGGGCCCAUUUUCUUGAAAAUGCAGUGCUGGAUUUUCUAGGACUAACUUUGGUACUUUGACUUUGGUAUUUCUUGCAGAUGCGUCUCUCUUGCAUAAUUUGGUUUUCUUAUGGUGUAGAAGUACCGCCAUAUCUUUGUUGUUCAUGCAUAUGCCAUUUCUCUUUUAAUUCUUUACUUUUUCUUUUAUGAGGCCAUUGUUCUGAUGCUGUGAACUUCAGGUUUUAGCCCUUUGUUGAUGGACCAUAAGUUGAUCAAGCGAAGGGAAUAAAUGGGAAGUGUUAAAUGCUUUUUGGGAGCUGUUGUGUAGAAGCAUGAGAUAGAAAUCGCAAAGAUGAUUUAGGCCAAUCCCUUUUGAAGGAAUUAUUGGGUAUCCACAUGUUCGACUUUUAACUCAGUUACAAGGGGCAGAAGCAUAUGAGCUGAAAAAUGAGACAAUGACGGAGCAAUGAGCUAGAGAUUCAGGGUAAAGAGGGUAGUUGAUAGUGACGUACAGGAGUGGAUGUUGGUGGCUGUUGAUUUGUGCUAAAACAGGAGCUAUCUUUGGGAGGAGAUUACAAGCAUAGUUUUUAUUGUCCCCUAGUUGGGUAAAAUAAGUAGUUGGGAUAAUGAGGGUGACGAAGUGAGGAACACUGAAUGCUAUUUUACAAUGACACGAUAUUGUAUUCAGGAUAUGUUUAAUAUAUUUCAUUAUAAGCGCUGAGCAAGGGUUUAUGGUGCUUUUCAUUCCAUUGGAUUCAGUUUGUCACUCAGAUAAAUAAUCUGUUUGUCAUGUAUUAUCUAGUUGAUUCAUACAUCUAUAUAUUUUUCAUGCUGUCUUCAGUGAUGCAGUAAAAUGUUUAUAAGUUGAUGUUAAUGAUUCCUUACAUGUUUGUCCUUUUGGAUAAGUUUUCCAUCUACACUUCUUUUUUUCAUCUCUGCUUCUUAUUUUGCAUCAUAAUCUUCUGUUUCUGAGAUAUUAGAAAAAAAAAUAGUAUUCUUGAUUUGAAGUUUCACAGUUUCUUCUUUGGAGGCUUUUCCAGCAUUCCAUUUUUAUCUCUUGUAUUUUCCAAUGUAGCUUGAAGGCCUUUUAUUAGAUCUAUAACCAAAAAAGGCAAUGCAUAUUUUCCUUUUUGUCCAUACUUCCUCUAACUAAAUUUGAUUUGCAGAAUUGCUAUUGGAUUACACUUCUGUUCGUAUAAAGUUAACUGUUUUCUAUACUUUUUUGAAGGGAUAAAUGUGAUUAACAACAUGAAAUGCAUAUAGUUUAAAUAGAAUAUUAUAUACCAUUGAUUUUACAUUUCAUUUUUUAACAUCUUAAAUAGUUGGAUUGAUUAUUACAAGUUUUCUUUUGGUUAACAUGUGGAACCUUAAUUUAUGUCCUUUCAGGUGUCAGUUUUACUGCAGGGAAUUCAGAUGUUCUUUCUGUUAUAUUUCAUUUUUCUCGACUGGAAGUACAUCCUACAGUUAGAUUUGAGGCUCUCCAGGUAACUCUUUCGCAUAGCUAGUGAUUUAUUAUUUUGAAAAAAAAAAGACAAGUUCUGGGUUGGGAUUCUAAUCUAUGUAAUGUAUUAAAAGCUAGGAUUCAAGUGUACAUUUAUGAAACCAGAGUUGUACUGUACAUUAAGUACUGGUUCGUAUGUUACAACACAACACCAAGAAAGGAGUUAUUUUAGACAUAAGUGCUCCAGGACAUCAUAAGACUGUGCUAUUUGGCGCUUGUUAGGAUGCUACAAUACAUCACCAAGCGAGGAGCUAUGUAACAAGAAAAUACUUAAAGAGGUGAGAUUCACCCUGAAAACAUAAUUGUGUAUGAAGAAAAAAGCCUUUUUGGAAUUCUACAUACAAUUGGAGUGAAACAACCUGGAAACAAAACUUUCAGAGGUGAGAACAUUUGUUAUCUAGAGAAAAUCUCUAGAAUCAAAUUGUUGGCAUCAAUAUUGGAUUAUUGCUGCAGAUCUAAAAGGUUUCACUUGCCUCCGGUCAAUUGAUGGUGAAUCCUGAUCAUUUUUCUUGUUUUCAUGCCUGAAAGAUCCACUGAUAGGUGAAAAGGUCACUAAAAAAUUUAAACUCUUCUUUGUGAUACUAAAAGAAAGCUUAUGAAAAAAUGGGACUGUGGUCAGGAUUCAAAAGAACAAUGGUUACCAGCUUUAUCAAUUCUUCUUAGCCAUUUCUAUCUUCUUUGAUACGUUGUUAUUAAUUUGGUUCAAAAGUGAUUGGUGUUUAAUCUCAGCCUGCGGUUCAACUCUUUGCUAUCAAAAUAACCUGUGAAAUCUCUGCGCCAAAUUAGAUGACUUUUCUUGGAUUAAAAUAAUUAACGCUUCAUCUUCUUAAUUGUUGGACUAACCUGAUUCUGAUUUGUAGGCUCUUAAAGCAUUGGUACACAACUAUCCAAAUGUAGCAACUGUCUGUUGGGAGGAUCUCUCUGCUUAUGUUCAUCUGAUGUUACAAAGUUCUCUUCCUGAAGAAUCAAAAUGCAGAGUCUCAGAAAAAUUUUCAGUAGAUGUGGGAAAUGCUGUAGGAUUGGCUAAUGAAAGAAGUGUCAUGGCGGCUAUUAAGGUGAAUUCAUUUCUGCUAUUAACAGUAGAUGUACCACCCAUAGAAUUUACUUGACAUGGGUUUAAUACAUAAUGGAGCUAUUUUCUUGAAAAAUUUCCAGUUGUUUUAAUACUGUGAACUAGCAAACCACCUUCUCCCUCAGGUUUCGGAAACUCAUAACAUGUGCUUAUUACCUUGCGUUCUAAUUUCACAUGCAUGAUUUUCAAGGAAAAACUUGGCAUAGAGGUGUCCUGGACAACUAAGGUGUCUGGGCUAACUAGGCUAUCUGCCAUUCGUGUUUAUGUGAGUGAGCAUUUGCUUUGUGAACAUGAACAUUUGUGAUGAGUGAAAAUAAGCGUUCAUGUCCACACAGAAGCAUUGCGUAUGAAUGUGGAUGUGAAAACUUGUGGACACGCAAAUGUGGUCACGAAUAUAAAUAUUAUAUUUUAUAUCACCUAUUUAUGUAAUCCUUUUUAAAUAUUUUUGCUAGGUUAUUGUAUUAUUAUGUAUUUCAAUUAUAUUACAUGAAAGUACGUGUACAUAUUCGCUCUAUUUUUUGUCUAUUUGUUGGAGGUAUAGAUGCUGAUUUUAAACUUCAUUUUAAACUCCUUAUCUAGAUGUCACCUAGCGCCUUUCCUUUUUGCCCAGCCAAUAAUGUAGGGGAUUGCAAUCUUCGUCGUCUCAAAAAAAACUUUCAUUGUAUGUACAUGUGCUUGUUGAAUGAGAUAUGAAUAAUUUUCAGCGUCUUGGUAUCCUCGUCGCUCAACCAAUUUGUCAGUCUUGGGCACGCUCAAGGGGUUAUUUUGUCGUUCAAAUCGGGGUUUGCUGCUGUGGUGUCUUCAACUUUCUUUGAUUUGUUUGCUUUUGGUUCCAAGAUACUUGCAAAUUUUAAAUUUCUCAGUUAAAACGAGUUGACUAAUUCUCUCUGUCGACGCCUUGGACUAAUUUCUGUACAUUUCUAAACGUCGGACUAUCCUAUCAGAAUUACCCUUCACUAUGUUCAGGGGAAUGUUGAAUUUGGGACACCAAGAUGUUGGCAGCAUUCUGUUUUUGUUUAGCACUUUACCGUUGGACAUUGGCUUCCAUCAAAAUUCUAACAUGAGGUCACUUCCUGGAACAACAUUUUGAAGUUGAUGUCCCUGGAAAAACAUAACAGACGAAUGGAACUGAUGAAAAUGACCCUAGAACAAGGGAUUCUGUGGGGAAUGAUAUGAAAAAUUCUUUGUUGUUGCAGUCCUUUCCCUGUUGAACUUGACUAGUGGAUAGUUCUAGAUAAGUAUUAGGAAUAUUUAUCUUUAUACAGCUGAUUCUCUGGUAUCAUACGUCAGCAGACAGAGAAGCAGGUAAUGCAAGUGAACAAAAACUGUUGGUAACAUCAAUGUUGUCUCUUUUUUGAGAACCCAGACACUAUGGCCUGUAAACAUAACUAAGUAAUUUUUAUUCGACAUAAGCAAAUUUAUUCAUUUAUUUUUUGGCUAAUUUAGGUUAUCAGCUCACUGUUUAGAGAUGUUUGGCACAACUAAAAUUCCUUUGAAUUUCAGUUGGGGAGGAUAAGCUUGAUAUCAGUGAGAAGUAGGCCCCAUCACAAAAUAUCAAUAUAGGAUGAAGUCUUAAAUACAGUAUGAAGCUAUUCUUCUUGCAACUCUUUGCAAAAAGGAUAUAAGCCUUAUAUGUAUUCUCUUAUACAGCAUUAAGUACAUAAAAGAGAUGGUUAAUGUUCAAUUUAUGAUCACCUUUUUUGGGGAAAUUUUUGUAUGAUAUAACCAUCCGCUGACCUCAGAAACCAUACACAAACUGAGCAUAGAAAUGUUGACUGUACAAUUUUACUGGCUUAACAAGGGAACUCGAAAAUUAAGAUGUUACUGAGAAAUCUAUUUCAAGCUUGUGGUUUAUGGAGGUUACUCCACACCAGUUAAUGGAAUAGGAAACAUCAUUUAUCAUGCCUCAGAUAGGGAAUCUCCAAAGAAAAUAUGGAAAACAAGGCUAGGGUGUGAUUAGAACAAAAAAAUCAAAUGUAGGUCUAGAAAAGAGGAACAAGUUGAAUUUCACGAAGGCAGAAUUCCACGUAAGCUUCUCUCUGCUUCUGUUUCCAUCUCAGCAAGAACUGUUUGGUCUUGGAUUGGGCAUACACGAUCUGAUUGACUGCAUCAAUGAGAUUAUCCCAAUCCAAGAUAAAACAGCAAAAGUCAAUGCUUCUACAACCUUAUGAAGUAAAUUUUUGGGGAAAAUGAUUCAUACACUUCUGUAUUCCUGAAAUGUUUACUGUCAAUGUCUGUGUCCUGAAGCUGGGUGAGAUGGUUUUCUGACCUUGUUAGAUCGAGUCUGAAAAACCAUCAUAUCCUCAGUGAUGUCCUGAUUGUCACAGCCAAAAGGCAUAAGGACUUUACCUGUAAUGUCCUUGAUCCUUAUGGUCAUCAUCUUUUCUGUUUCCCCCCAACCUCAUUUCAAGGAGAAGGGCAUGACUAGGGAAGAUGGGCAGAUCCAUUUUGGUUUUUAACGUUUCUUUGCUGGAACCCUACUUUGCGUUUCCAACCCUGUGUAAAUAUGAUGAGUUUCUAUCUUUUUCCUUUGUUUAAGCCUUCUGGAUAGCAUAGUUCCAGUGAAUCGCCUUUGUUUACUGAUGCUCUUAUUUCAUGCUACCAAUAAAUGAUGAUCAAUAUUUCAUAUUUUUACUAGAAAGAGAUGGUUUUAUGGCUCAUAUUUCAGUUUGUCUUGUUCAGGUUCUGGAUGAGGGGCUUCGUGCAACAUCUGGAUUUCAAGGAACCGAUGACCUUUUGGAGUGUAGAUUAUUGGAUAUCCAACUUCUAUCUGACAACAGAAGAGCAAAAAGGGUUUCGUCAGCGCCAUCAUAUGAAUCAAGUAUGUUUGGGAUUUUAAAAAAUGGCCCUUCAGGGAAUCCAUCUGGAGCCAAGCAGUGGCAUGAGGUGAUUGAGAAGCAUCUUCCUCUGGUUCUGUCACAUGGUUCCCCAAUGGUGGGUGUAUUUCUUUCUCAUCUCUUUUAUUGUGUGAAAUAUCCCUAUUACAUCCAUUGUCAUCUGCAUAUUGACUUUCUACUUGAAUAGCUGCUUUUCCUUGUUGAAUGCAUGUAUCAGAAUAACCAUCCAUUUGCCCUGAUUCUUGAUUAUUUCAUUUCCUUUUUAAUAUUAAAAUUUUACUAUGUUCCGUGUAAGAGUGUCAAAACCAGCAUUUUUUUGUUUUUGGGAUGUUUUCUAUGGUAAUCAUUUUGACUGAUAGUUUGAUCAUUUCCUCUUCUUUAAUUCUAUCUUUCUAUAUAUUAGUAUAAAGUGAUGUAUAAGUUUCUUCUUUAGAUUACAUGGAGUGCAUAUUUUUAUGUCCCUUAUUUUCUUUUCUUAUUUAAGAACCAUGUAGUACCAGCUACUGUCAGAGGAUAAUUUAGUAUCAAUAAAUAACUGUCCUUAAAGAAGACAGUUAUGCCUUUUCAUUCAAGUUUUUCUUUGACUCAUGCUGUCAUUUAAGGAAUUGGGGAUGAUGCUCAAAUCUUGUUGAUCAUUUAUUUAUUUUUAUUUUUAAUGUUUUCUGGUGAAUGAUGUGAGACACCUUUUUGUUAGAUAAAUACAAAAUUCAUUCUGUUCUUUCUGCCUGUACUUUUGUACCUUACAAGAUAAUAAUCAUUUCUUCUGCAAAUUUAGCUUGGAUAUCCUUUUUUAUUCUCUUGUCAAUAGACAGCGUUUUUCCUUGAAAUGUGUUUUUCACAUCCUUGAGGACGAAUGCACAAGACUGGUGUUCACAAUAAUUCUCGAUGUAGUUAUUUUAAAUUGCUUCAUUCCUUCUUUUUUCAGAUCAGAGCAGCUGGGAUUACUUGUUUUGCAGGAAUGACUUCUUCUGUCUUCUUCUCCCUUGAGAAUGAUAAGCAAAGAUUCAUUGUUUAUUCUCUUGUAAGUUUAGAUAAUGGCUUCGGUCUAUUGCCAUUUGACUUUUUACUAUGAAUAAAACUCACCUUGUAAUCGUAUUGUUUUAUGUAAAACCCUGCAGAUUUUCUCAGCUUUCAAUGACGAAGUACCAUCUGUUAGGUCAGCUGCUUGCCGAGGCAUUGGUGUGGUUGCAUGUUUCCCACAGAUCUUCAGCAGGUUCUUUGACAUCCUCCCUUGGUUUCUAUGAUAUUUAUGACUUAAGCAUUUGAUAAAAUUACGAUCAUAAAGCUUUUCAUUUGCAGCCCAAAACUCCUGGAUGACAUUUUCCAUGCAGUUGAAUUUAACACACAUCAUCCACAAAUUUCGGUAUGUGCAGUAAAUUUUUUAUUUAUUCAAAUGGUUCCUGUUGUGUGAUGGGUCAUCAGCUUGAUGAUCUUCUUAAGAUGUCCAAGGGCAUUAGUAAAAUUGGUUUUUUAUUUAGGUUCGAAUAACAUCCUCCUGGGCCUUAGCAAAUAUCUGUGAUUCGCUUCGCCAUAGAGCAACUGAUCUGCAUUCAGACACUUUUUCAGGUUGCUUUCCAAUCCACAUUCGAUGUCACACUUAUUUGUAGUCUCUAAGUUUGACAUUCUCUGUAUUUGAAGUCAGGUCAUGUUGCUUCUUCGGAGAUUAUUGCACUUUUAUUUGAAACUGCUUUGCGGCUGAGUAAGGAUGGUGAUAAGGUAAUUAGAAGAAAGUUCUAUGUCGUUUUCUUUUGGUCUCUAUUUUUCCCAGAAAUCAGUGUAACAUAAAUGAGUGAUUUUCUGAUUUGCAUGCUAUUUGUAUCUGGUGACUUGGGUUAAUUCAUUUUUCAUAAUUGGACAUCUUUUUCCUUGAAUGGUACAAUGAACUCCAUGAUUUGAUUCUUUUUUUUGGAGCUCUGAACUCACAUUUCCAUUUUCAAAUGGAGAAGACACGCUAAUCCUUGAAACAAUUUGAAGAAAGCAGAGAAGCCUGAUGGUACCCUUAAGAUGAUGUGGUAACAUUUUGACUUGGGAUCACAGUUGAUGGACUCUUCACUUUCAAAGGGGGGAAGCACUAGUCAUAUAUAUGUUCGCUUAUACAACUUCAUUAAUUUAAUGAUUUCUUUCUCAUCUCUUGACAUUUUGGUGUUUAAUUUUCUUUUUAAUAGCACUUGUUGUUUCAGUAGAAAAUAGAUGAUUUUUUCUUCUGAUUUUAUCCGCAUUAUUCGGCUAUCCAACUAAAACUAAUUGGGAAUGAGUGGAGGCGGCAAAUCUUUUGCUUUCACCAUGGGAGUAUUCUUAGACUUCUCUUCAUGUAAGCCCACUUUUUGCUUUUUUGAUGUGUACAACAUAAAUGAAGUAUGAGGUGCCAUGAAGCAUCCGUUGCCUCGGAUGCCAAUCAGGUUAAAUGUGCCUUUUUCUCCUAAUCUGCAUAUUUCAACCCUGCUCGUCGUUCUUUUUCUUUAUUUGUAUAACCAAUGAAACAUUUGUAUUUUAAGUGCUUCUUUUUUUUGGCUCCAUGCAGAUCAAAUCAAAUGCUAUCAGGGCACUUGGGAAUCUUUCAAGAUUUGCCAAUUGCACAGAGAAUUCUACUGAAGCGUCGAUGGAGUCUACAGGUACAGAUGUUGCAAUGGCUUCAAUCGUCUGAAAUUGGUUCAUAAUUUCCAUAGCUGAAGUAAAUGAUGCAUAAUUCAGGCAACAAUAUCAAAGGUGCUUCCAUUGAUACUCGCCAUUGGCUCGAGAGAAUGGUACAAGCAUUUGUCUCAUGUGUAACUACGGGAAAUGUAAAGGUAUGUAAAGUUGUUGCAAUUUAAUCUCCAAUAUCGAUAUUAGUGAACACCAAUGGUAGUUUUAAGAUCCUUCAUUCAAAUUUAAUCUUUGAUGUGUUUGCGGACUGUUGUUCAUUUGAUACUACUCUCUAUCAUGCAUUUCACAUAAAUCUUUAAUUAUUUAUCUGUCUGGAUUAUGGUUGUAUGGGAAGUAGAAGAAAUGAAGCUUUUGUUUUGUAAAUUUUAUCUCCAGAUUUAUCAAAUUGAGUCAUCAUUUUUUUCCAACAUUGUCAACUCUUGUAUUUGUGAACAGGUGCAAUGGAAUGUCUGUCAUGCUCUUGGAAAUUUAUUCUUGAAUAAGACUCUGAAGCUACAAGAUGUGCCUUGGUGAGUUAUAGUUUUGUUUUGUGCGUUUCAACAUUCAAAAUUUGAAAAUGACGUAGUCAAUGAAGGUCACAUUUGAUUUCUGUUAGAUUUUGUGCUUUGUUCAGGUUACAGUUUUUUUUCAUUUGAAAAAGGGUUGGCUGGUAAACAUAGUAGUAUUCUAAGAAGUAAUAGUUUGACAAUGGAACUUAUAUUGCGAACCAUUGCAGGGAUGCAAUUCCAAUUUUUAUGUUAUAUUAUAUGUACCUAUAUUAUAGAAAAUUAAAAUGACUCCUCGUGUCUUUUGCUUAUCAUGACGUAUCUACUUGUGCUUGCAAAUGUACCCCCCAAACUCCACCAAUCUAGCACACGCCAUAGAAGUUAGGCAAGAAACUUGACAAAAUUACUACGUAAAAGUAAACAUAUUAUGUAUUGUGGGAAAUGUUUAAUAGAAAAAGAAAUUGCCUAUAUUGGACUGGUCUAGAUCGUCCAGAACGUGCUGUUCUUGUUGCACAUUAUGAUACUGAGGUAUAAGUACAUUCUCAUGUUUAUGUAAGGCUGUGAAUUAAAUAUAUUGUACGGAGACUAAAGAAGCUGCAUGUUGUUUGUGAAUGCUUCUGAACUUUUCUUCGCAUAAUCAGUCUUUCAUAUUUUUCCAAUGAGCCAUCUACAGACUAAAAUGAAUAUAUCUCAGAUUAUCUUUUAUCUCAAUGUAUUUUGUCAGGGCUCCUUCUGUUUACAGUAUCCUUCUGUUGCUUCUACGUGACUCGACCAAUUUCAAAAUCAGAAUACAUGCUGCUGUUGCAUUGGCUGUGCCAGAAUCGAGAGCUGGUUAGAAGUUUUGCAUAUAUUUCUCUUUCUCAUCUUAUUCGGCUGUGGAAGUUAAAUUGAGAUUUCCUCAAGUAUUUAUUUUGGGUCCAGUAAUAAGAUAUAGUGUGGCAGGAUCUGUUGGUAUGCGUGCUGCUUUUUCCGUCUAUUACUUUUGUUCAUGCGUUAAGUUAUUGGUUAUGUAACCAGAGGCUUACAGACAGAUUCAUAUGCCUUUCGAGAAGCAGUUUCUAGUCCUGCAGAUAGUUUAGCUUAUUGUCUGUCGCUAAUGUGGGGACCUGAAGCCCAAGGAGAUUUUAUUUAUUGGUGUCAGCAGAAUAGUCUGUGACUUCUGGUGCACUUCAUGGGGGUUUUGCCCUCAGGUUUCAUGUUAUGCCAAUUUGAACUUUCUCGACUUGUUCAACUGCGGCUUGACAAUGCACUUGCAGUUUUUGGUCAAAUGUACUCUGUAGAUGGUGGAAUGCAUAAAGUUGAAUAUAAUAAAAUAGGAAGUUGAGAGAUUUCUUUGAAAUUGUUCAUUUGGUCUCCACACUUCUGUUUUUACCCAUAUCCUGUGGUGAGUUGUCCACUUUAUUCCUUCAAGUUUUGAUUUGUCCACCCUCUAUAAGGUCCUGAUUUAUGUAUAGAUUCUUUAGAAUGUUUCUCUAUUCUAGAGGGUACAAUGGAAACGCUACCAGGAAAUACUCUAUAUCCAGUCCUCUUCAUGUAAUGGUAACCAAUUCAGGUCUCCACUGAACUGUAUACAGCUACCUUUUCUUCACUACCUUUAUGAGUGCCUGGGAAACCUUAUUUCUACUACGUUUUCAGCAUUUUUUGGUGGAUUCCCUGUACCUCGUCAUGUAGCGUCCUGAAAGUAGGUACAUGUUGGUAGUCAUUUUGGGCAAAUAACCUCUGUAGAUUUUUCAGUGAAAUGCAUUUAAUUCUUAUCAAUUGAUUUUCGUCUACAUCAAAAUAAAAGCAAGAUAAACUUCGGAUCAAAUCCUAUGUGAGUAGAUGGUAAUCCUGUGAUGAACUUUUCUUUGUGUUUCAUGUCUCUUUUGGGCUUUGAUGGUUGUUGAUGCACUGGACAAUUCGUGUUGGAGAUUUGUGCAAGCAUGCCACUUAAGUAUUUCCGCUCGUCUUCAAUACUCAAAGUACAUUUUAUCCAAUUGAUUUCACAUCGAUGAGCACGUCUUCAUGUAGAUAUGGAUUUCAAAAUGUCGUAUUCACAUCAUAGAUGAGUGUUAUAUACAUGUACAAGGGCCACAAAACAAGGAAACUACCUAAUAACUAGGAGACUGACAAACUAGGAAAUGGUCUGACUGAGUACCGAACUCCUAACUAUGCGGUCAUUUCCACACCGAAUGAAAUAUUUAGCUUUCAUUUUAUAUUUUUCAUGAUGAUGCCAUCUUUUUACCUCUUUGGAGAAUUGCAACUCCAUUGACUCUAUUAUGUUCUUUGAUGCUUAGGAUUUUGUUUUACUCUAUUUUUCCUUCAUGAUUUUGUCAUAGGAAUGAUAGAACUCUAACAUAUUUUGAAAUUAAAAUCAACAUAAUCUUAAAAAAUAGAAAUGCCUUUGUAUUUUUUUGCCAUUUUUCUUGAUCAAAACCAUUUAGUCUUAAUAGAUAACUUUGCACAUGCGUGGCUCUAUUUUAUGCAGAUUAUGGGAGUUCAUUCUCUGAUAUUCUCCAAAGUCUUGAACAUGUACUUGAAUCCAUAGCGUCUGAACAAGUCCAAGAUCCUUCAAGUUUUAAGUACAGAGAUGCUCUUGAAAAGCAGGUCAGUUUCAUAUCCACCUGUAAGUUAAAUUUUAUACCUUUUUAGCUUGGUUUCACUGGGGGCAUGUUGAAAAUCUUUUCCAGUUGACAUUGACCACACUACAUGUGCUUGGCCUGGGUUCCCUCCAAGAUGAUCAGGCUCUCAAGGAUUUCCUCAGAAAGGUAAGAACACGUCAAACAGUUAUUUUGAUCAAAAUUCAUGAACGAUUGAGAUCUAUCCGUGCAGGUAGCGAGAUUGAAUAACAUACAGUGAAGAUUUAUUCAUUUAUUUUUCUACAACUUUUUUUUGGUUGUCUGAUGGCCUGUUUGCUAAUGAAAAUGAUUUGAUGUAGGGUUUUGAUUUGACACAUUGUCUUGAUGUUAUGCUAUAAUGUUUUUUUUAAAGCACUAGUUUAUAAUACGUCUCUGAAUUACUUUCAAAUGCGUUAAUUAAAUAGUAGGGACUCAUGCCUGCGCCUUUAAAAAUCUAGAGGUGGAUGUGUUUGAUUUGUUGGGAUAAAUAAUUAGCACAUACAAGAGGAUAAGAAAAGGCUUACGAUUUAUGAACUGCUGGAUACAAAGAAAGGACUAGAUUUCGAAACUAAUGAUUUCUUGGUUUCUUUAAGCCUAAUGUUGUGUGCGUGUCCUAAGUGGACAUUUCGGAUUUCUUUGUGAAGAAUCGCUGUCUCUCGUUCUUCCUUGAGCAAAAUGAGAAUUCUUAUUAUGAUUUCAUAAUUUUCAUAGUAACUUUGCGUUUCAGUUGAUUCUGGUCUUAUGGGCUUUAACCAAGAUCUGCGGAGUUUUCAAUAAAAUGCCAAUUUUCAUAAUCAUAACACCAGUUUUAUUAGAUACCUAGUUGUAUCACUCGUUGGGAUGAAUUGAAAGGAGUAUGUGUUGAAUGUGGAAACAGUCACGUUGUCUCUUUCAGGUUUCCAGACAAAAUCGCGGUUUGAAAUGCACUGAUUAUGUCAUUUAGGCAUCAGAUGGAUGCUUAGGAGGUUGAACAUUUGUGCAAACUGUAGGGAAAUGAUCUGGAAUAAGGGAAAGAAUUGGAUGAGAGUGGCAGAGUUUUACCUCCCCUUUAAAAGGUGUUCAUGUAGCUCUAACCACUACUAGCUGAAGAAGUUGAUUCAGUUUGAGUUAUGAAUAUCAUCAAUAAGUUCUCAUCUUCCUUUCCCGAGGAUUGAAAAGUAUUCUCUUGCUCUUGUAUUAUCAAAUAAAGUUGCCUGGGCAUCCGAAAAAAGCCAGUUGUCAAAAAAAAUCAGUGAGACUCAGUUGGCAGUGGUUUCCAUCAUACUUUUAGAAAAUACUGCUUGGCCAUAAUUUCCUCGGGGCUGCCGUACAGAAACGUAUGAAGCUGUUCUUCCUGCCAAUCAGUCAAUUUUGUGGGCUAAUGCUUCCACAUCUUUGAAGCAGGCCACCUGGUUUCUCGUAGCUAUAGUGAGAAAAGGAGAGAAGAAUACCUGAGGGAGGAGGGAAGUUGACAGUCCUUCAAAUCCUAAGCAUCAGAGACAAGAGGACAUCAACAAAAACCUCCUUGACAAUUCUAGUUGUAUCUCAUAAAACUGUGGGUAUGUAAUCUCCUGAACUAGUAUCCAGAAGCAGAACAACCUGGGGCCUUGGAACCAGGCAAUUUCCUCAUCAGUCUACCCAAAUUAGCCUAUCCAAAGGUUGCAAGACGAAAAUGGUGGCAUCAGAUACGUUAUUGCAGAUGGAGUGGAAAAAAUGUUUUGGAGCCAUGUGGAGUUGACUGAUAUUUCGUUGGAUGGUAGCCACAGGGUUUUUUUUACACUUUAUGAUGUAUUUUCUUAUUGUUUUCUGAUAAGAGUAGGUUUAAAUUUCUUUUAUUACUACGAACUUAUCUUUUAAAUCCGACACAUGAGAUCGAUUUUUUCCCCUUUUCUCUCUUGCAGAAAGCUACUUUCCUUGAGCAGUGGCUUUCAUCUCUCUGCUCAUCCCUGCCACAGACGCCGGGCCACCUGGAGCACGAUGCAUCGUCUUCGGACAAACAAGAGAAUGAAUUAAGUUCUCAUGCCGUGAGAAAGCAGAUGAUAUCUAGAGCAGCCAAGUCCCUGUCAGAACUGUACGAACACAGCAACCAGAGCAGAAUUUCCCAGAGGUUAGAGAAAAUGGCCCUUGGGUUGUCAUAG
This is a messenger RNA of Spirodela intermedia, 22434 nucleotides long. NCBI's taxonomy places the organism in Eukaryota, Viridiplantae, Streptophyta, Magnoliopsida, Alismatales, Araceae. The record is from the annotation of a GenBank genome assembly.